Nematocida major is the source of this 666-nucleotide messenger RNA. RefSeq lists its product as uncharacterized. NCBI's taxonomy places the organism in Eukaryota, Fungi, Microsporidia. Bases 1 to 666 code for a protein of 221 amino acids. The record is from RefSeq and is a predicted model, not a curated record. The transcript has a single exon.
AUGAAAAUCGUAGGACUUCUUAUUCUUUUGGCGCCUCUGUGUGCACAGGCCAUGAACACUGCGCAGAAAGGCGUUCUGCACGUAGUCUCGAGAAGCGAAAUAACGCCAAGAGCGGAUGAAAUCAUGUUUGACAACAACACGCCCGGGUACUUGUACAACAUAGGAACAGACGGAUACAUCUUCAACAUUGAAACGAUCGGCAUGGGGGAAACAACCUCCGCACUUGCCAUCACGUACAAGCCCGAGGACGCCAUGCAGGUCAAGAUCAUCCGGAAGGCGUUCAAAGACCUGACAUACCAUGUUAUCACGCCCGUAGAGGGCACGUGUGCAGGCAACGACCCCUCCAGCGCUGAGGGCGAGUGCGUGGCCAAGUACACUACGCAGCUGGGGAACAGAACCGGCUUUAUUCUGGACACGGAAAAGCCCAUGUUUGCCAACUACUUCAUGUUUUCGCCUCCUUUAACAACGAAAACACACGCCUUCCAGAUAUUCAACCAAGGCCAGUGCCUCACCUCGGACCCUGCUGGGAUUUUGGACCUGUCCGACUGCAUAGAUUCCCCCUCAAAAAUGAGAGACCGGCAGCUCUUUAUGUGGGUCAACAAAAAGUGGUUUGACAAUGGAAUGCGGAUUCGAGAAGAGGCUGCCAAAGCCCAGAGCUCGGCAUAA